Messenger RNA from Bufo bufo (common toad), 958 nucleotides. It is a transcript of the gene SPDYA, whose product is annotated as speedy/RINGO cell cycle regulator family member A. Bases 1 to 912 code for a protein of 303 amino acids. Lineage: Eukaryota; Metazoa; Chordata; Amphibia; Anura; Bufonidae. Gene Ontology annotation, biological process: positive regulation of cyclin-dependent protein serine/threonine kinase activity. The record is from RefSeq and is a predicted model, not a curated record. The transcript has 6 exons. Gene Ontology annotation, molecular function: protein kinase binding.
AUGAGGCACAAUCAGGCUUGUUAUGAGACUCCCAAGACAGUCACCGUUCACGUGAAAUCUGCCUCCAGAUCUCUCCGUCAAAGCAAGUUUAGGUUAAGGCGUCCGCUUCAAAAAGGAAAUGUGUGCGACAACCAUGUACCAAAACGCCCGAGAGGACCGUGUCUGGUCAUCCAACGGCAAGAGAUGGCGGCUUUCUUCAAGUUAUUUGAUGAUGAUUUAAUUCAAGAUUUCUUGUGGAUGGAUUGCUGUUGCAAAAUAGCAGAUAAGUAUCUUUUAGCGAUGACCUUUGUUUAUUUCAAGAGAGCUGGAUUCCAUAUGAAUGAGUACACCCGAACCAAUUUCUUUACUGCUUUGUACCUAGCAAAUACAAUGGAAGAGGAUUACGAAGAAGCCAAGUAUGAAAUCUUCCCGUGGGCUUUAGGAAGGAAUUGGCGCAAGCUCUUUAUGGGUUUUCUGACAUCAAGAGAUCACUUAUGGUGUAGAAUAAACUACAGGGCAGCUGUGAGCAGACGCUGCUGUGAAGAGGUCAUGGCAAUAGCACCAUCACACUACAUCUGGCAGCGCGAACGAUCUGAGCACCACAGCGGAGCGCUGAGAACUUACAGUAGCAAUGAAUUCAACGUCCCCCGUGGACCUAGUGCCACACCACAAGACUGUUCCCUCUGCGGUAAGAAAGGACAGCUCUUAGGUCUGGGCCUAUCUGACGACUCAUCUUCUUCAUCUGAUUCCACAUUAUCAGUGAAAGAGCGGAUUGCAUCACACAGUACUCUGGACUCACCUGGGGACAAGAUGCUCAUCGAUCCUCCAGAAAUUUACGAUUGCUACAAAGAUAACCAAGCAAACGGCAGGACAAGGAGAUGCAUUUGUCACCAAGACAAGUCCAUGGAGUGGUUCUCGAGCAGCGAGGAGUAACGUCGCUACCUCUGAAUUUGGAAGCAGGUGCCUCAAACAUUUACAA